This is a messenger RNA of Telopea speciosissima, 1439 nucleotides long. Its product is annotated as FAM10 family protein At4g22670-like. The coding region runs from base 73 to 1272 and encodes 399 amino acids. NCBI's taxonomy places the organism in Eukaryota, Viridiplantae, Streptophyta, Magnoliopsida, Proteales, Proteaceae. Gene Ontology annotation, molecular function: protein dimerization activity; Hsp70 protein binding. The record is from RefSeq and is a predicted model, not a curated record. The transcript is spliced from 11 exons.
CGAUAAACAUUAUACGCGCUAUUGCUUUAUUUUCUCCGACUGUUCGUUUUUGCCUCGGACUGAAUCUACUCCAUGGAUGCCGCGAAGGUGAACCAGCUUAAGCUCUUCGUUGAGCAAUGCAAAUCCAAUCCUUCCAUUCUCAAUGAUCCUUCACUUUCCUUCUUCAGAGACUACCUUGAGAGUCUCGGCUGUAAGCUUCCCCCUUCAGUUUACAUGCCUGACGAGUCACUUCCAACUCGAAACUCGUCUAUGGAAGACAUUGAUGACGAUGAAGACGUAACAGACUUCAAAGAGGAGGAAUCUUCACAUGGAGCUAAAACCCCUGAUGAUGGUUACGAGAGUGAUAUAAUAGAGUCGGAUGUCGAGCUCGAAGGGGAUAUUGUAGAACCCGACAAUGAUCCUCCGCAGAAGAUGGGAGACCCCUCUGUUGAGGUUACAGAUGAAAACCGCGAUGCUUCUCAAGCGGCCAAGGCACAAUCAAUGGAAGCAAUUUCUGAGGGUAAACUCCAGGAAGCUGUUGAAUAUCUUACUGAGGCGAUUUUGCUGAACCCGUCUGCCAUAAUGUAUGCCACCAGAGCUAGCGUCUUUAUAAAAAUGAAAAAACCUAAUGCUGCUAUUCGAGAUGCCAAUGCAGCUUUGGAGAUUAAUCCAGACUCUGCAAAAGGCUGUAAGACUCGUGGCAUUGCCAAAGCGAUGCUUGGUCAGUGGAAAGAAGCUGCCAAGGAUCUUCACUUAGCAUCAAAGUUGGAUUACGACGAGGAGAUCAGUGCAGUGCUCAAAAAGGUUGAACCUAAUGCACACAAGAUUGAAGAGCACCAUAGGAAGUAUGAGCGGUUGCGGAAAGAGAAGGAAGAGAAGAGGAUUGAGCGUGAGAGGCAACGCCGUAAGGCUGAAGCACAGGCUGCAUAUGAGAAGGCCAAAAGGGAGGAGCAAUCUUCUUCAAGUAGGAAACCUGGUGGCAUGCCCGGUGGUUUUCCCGGAGGGAUGCCUGGUGGCUUCCCCAGAGGGAUGCCCGGAGGCUUCCCUGGAGGGAUGCCCGGAGGCUUUCCAGGGGGGAUGCCUGGAAGUAUGCCUGGAGGGAUGCCUGGAAACAUUGAUAUGAGCAAAAUUCUAAAUGACCCUGAAUUAAUGGCCGCUUUCAGUGAUCCAGAAGUUAUGGCUGCUCUUCAAGAUGUGAUGAAGAACCCUGCUAAUUUUGCCAAGCAUCAGGCGAACCCCAAGGUGGCUCCUAUUAUUGCAAAGAUGAUGGGCAAGUUCGGUGGACCCAAAUAAGCUUAUACUGUAAGGAUGAGUUUGUUUUUGAUAGUUACAUGCGCUUCAUCAUUUAACAUAGUUGUGCUAAAUAGGAAAAAGAUAAUGAGGCUUCUUCUGCUGUGAUUUUUGAGUGUGAAUCUCAUUUCUCCAUGUUUAUGUGAGUAUAGACCCCCAUAGUUGAAUCA